UAGCAAAGCUCUCCGCUGUUCAACCAUCAUAAGACUUGUCAGUCUGACGACCUGUAGUUAAAUGAACAUCAAUAUGGAGACUUCAGUCUCAAACUUUUCAUCUGAAGAAAUCUACUUGGACGUGACCAUGAACGAACUGGCCUGUAAAGUUACUGAAGAUAAAAAAUUCGAAGAUCCCCUGUUAAUUGCAGACUUACGUGAAGUAGUGGCUAGGUUAUUACUAUGGCGGGAACUUCUUCCUGGUGUUGAAACUUUUUUCGCCAUGAAAAGCUGCGACAACGAUGUAGUUCGAAGAUUAAUGGCCACGUUAGGUUCUGGUUUUGAUUCUGCCAGUAAACAAGAAAUUCAGAAAUUACUAGAAAUUGGAGUCAAGCCAACUAAAAUAAUAUUUGCACAUCCUGUGAAAUUCCGAACGCACAUAAAGUUUGCUGCGUCCGUCGGCGUCCAUCUGAUGACGUUUGACUGUGUGGAAGAGUUGCUGAAGAUCCAAGAAUGUGAUCCAGAAGCCAGGCUAGUUUUAAGGAUUCGGCCCCCGUUAGAGUCUAGUUUAUACCAUCUUGGGGAAAAGUUUGGUUGUAGUCCAGAUGAAGCUUGUCGUUUAGUGCAGAAGGCACGAGGUCUCAAGAUGAUUGUCGUGGGAAUAUCGUAAGUACACCAUGUUACU
Limulus polyphemus (Atlantic horseshoe crab) is the source of this 664-nucleotide messenger RNA. RefSeq names its product ornithine decarboxylase-like. The transcript is spliced from 5 exons. The coding region runs from base 62 to 649 and encodes 195 amino acids. NCBI's taxonomy places the organism in Eukaryota, Metazoa, Arthropoda, Merostomata, Xiphosura, Limulidae. Gene Ontology annotation, cellular component: cytoplasm. Gene Ontology annotation, molecular function: ornithine decarboxylase activity. The record is from RefSeq and is a predicted model, not a curated record.